AUGGACGUCGGCAACGGAGACCAAGAUGUGAUGCGCAUAUGGUCACUGCUCACAGAAGUCUCAGAGCAGCUCACGCAGAAUCGUAGCCUGUCUGUUUCUUUGCACUCCUUGACGGGCGGCAUCAAGACCCAGGCUAUACAUUCGCAGACGGGGUUCGUCUUGAGACGUUAUAACUUGGACAGACCCAAAGAUGUGUACGAGGCUGAGCUAGAGCGUAUGAGCGCCUCUAUGAUAGAGGAGAAUCAGACAUUGCAGAAUGAUAAUCGCCAGCUCAACGCGCUCAUUCGUGAAUACGAACAGACACUGGAGAACGUGAUGGAUCAGUUCCGCAAACGCGCCUAUGAAGUGCAGCAGCAUGAGCUCGCCCUCAUGCGGGAAUACGAGAGCGCCAUCAUACAGCGCGAGACAGAGGCGUUGGAUGCUGUGCUGACCACCAAUGACGCUCGUUCGGAAAGUCUCGCACGCUUGGGUCGAUUGCUGCGUGUAAUCAUACGCAAGAUUGGCGGCGAGGAUAUUGGGGCAUACGAGGCGCUUGUGGAAGGAGCGGGACCCCCGUCGCCAAAAGCUGCCAUUGCCUCCGGGCCAUCAGCUAGUACACAAAAUGAGCCAACACAUGAGGAUGGCGAGGCUGCGGUGGACGUGGACGGGAACCUGGCGGUGAACCACGAACUGGACGAGGAAGACGAGCCGGAGAAUAUAGACAGACGGCUCGCAGCGGCGGAAUGGUCGCUUGAGCGGGAGAGCGAGCUCGCGCGGCUGGAACACGAGAAUGAAGAGCUUCGCGCCCUUCUCAAUGGAACGCUCAGCGCAACUCGGAGCGCCCAUGUUCAUGCGCCCAUGCCCCGCCCGCCCACGACUGCAUCUGCACCCGCCAACAGCGACGGUUCAUCAUUCGGGCAAUCCAUGGGCGGUGAGGAGGGCUACAUGAGCGGGCUGGUGGAGUUGCAUCGGCCCCGCUCUGGCGGCGCGGACGCUGGUACUGUUUCGGCGCAUUCGUGGAUCCGGCCACGCCAGAUGCCGCGAGGGAGCGGUGGACGAGGGCAAAUGGGUCCGUUCGGAACAUUCAGGUCUCCACCGCAGAGUUAA
Molecule: messenger RNA, 1086 nt
Organism: Postia placenta MAD-698-R-SB12
Lineage: Eukaryota; Fungi; Basidiomycota; Agaricomycetes; Polyporales; Adustoporiaceae
Exons: 4
Coding region: 1-1086 (361 amino acids)
Source: RefSeq, a predicted model, not a curated record